UCAAUUUAAGAUGGACAAUGGAAACGCUUUCAAUAUUUCUUAUGACUAUACUUCAGUGAUGCAUUACAGCAGCAAAACAUUUGUUAAUACAUCUGGGCAGGUGUCAAUCUUACCUAUACCAAACACCAAUGUUAGCAUUGGACAGAGAACAGGGCUCAGCAGCCUGGAUGUCAAGAAGAUAAAUGCGCUCUAUAAUUGCAAUCUAUGCAGGACAAAGUUACUGGGUGCCUCUGGGAAAUUCUCUUCCAGUGAUGCUACUGCCACCAACACCAGUGACAACUGUCUAUGGCUCAUACAUGCUCCUUCAAACCUGAUCUUGCUGAAGUUUGCCAAGUUUGAUUGCUUUUCCAAGAACUGUAACGCUAAGAUCAACGUAUACGAUGGGGUGACCAAAAACAGCCCUCUGCUAGCCACAGUGAUCGCUGGUCAGCCUCUACCGGUGCUGGUCUCAUCCGGCACAUUGGUGCUGCUGGAAUAUAUCACCAACGCGUCUAGCAGUUUCAGUGGAUCUUAUAGCACCGUGACGUAUGGAGGCACUUUUACCACAGAUGGCGGGUCUGUGAAGUCCCCAAAUUACCCUUUCUCCUAUCCGGAUAAUGCAAGAGGUACAUAUAUCAUCAUUGCUCCCCCGAAAAAGCAAGUAUUUCUGACCUUCAGUGAAUUUGACAUUGAUUCAUCUUCCAAAUGUUCAAAUGAUUCCCUGAGUAUUAGAGAUGGUGGGAACCUUAAUGCGCCGCUCCUCGGUGUAUACUGUGGAAAGAGAUCUAACCUGGUCAUAUCCUCCAGUGGGCCAAUGGUAGUGCUCCAGUUCUCCAGCAACUCCAACACCAACGGAAAAGGGUUCAAAGCAAAUUUUUCCUUUGGUGAAGAGUCCGACUGAACAUGAGAAAAAGAAUGUCUGCAGCUGUUAAGUGAAGAUUCCUCAUUCCCGGUGUACGCAAAAAAAAGCUCAAGCUAGAUCUGUUAAAAAUGUCUUUUAUUUCUGCUUACAGAAUAAGUUCAUCUUUUCAAGAAAACAAGAAGGUGAACUAACUCCAAAUAUUAUGGCCACCUCUCUAAUCCUGUUGCACAUAGCAGCUGAAAUGCCCUGUGCUACCUGUGUAGUGAGUAUUCAUCAUAAUGCUUGCGAUGGCAAGUGCUCAUUGGUCCGCACAGUCCUAGAACCAUACUGACCAAUGAGAAGCAUUGGCUUCUUGAUUCGGUAAGGGGUCCAUGAAGAAAAAGCAUUUCUCAUUGGUCAUUGCAGUCACAUUAGUGCUUGCAUGAGCAUUAUGAUGAAUACUCUCUCCAGGCGGUGUAUAAAUAAUGGAAUACCUCAUUUUGUUUUAUGUGUUAGAAUUAGAGUUUC
Rana temporaria (common frog) is the source of this 1348-nucleotide messenger RNA. RefSeq names its product embryonic protein UVS.2-like. The coding region runs from base 11 to 880 and encodes 289 amino acids. Gene Ontology annotation, molecular function: metalloendopeptidase activity. NCBI's taxonomy places the organism in Eukaryota, Metazoa, Chordata, Amphibia, Anura, Ranidae. The record is from RefSeq and is a predicted model, not a curated record. The transcript has 7 exons. Gene Ontology annotation, biological process: proteolysis.